AUGACGACGAAUAUGCAACAAGGAACGAUUCUCGACGUGUUGAAGAAGAAAAUGCGUCAAACAAAAGAGGAAAUGGAGAAAUAUAAGGACGAGUGCGAGGAAUAUCACAAACGAUUACAAGUGGAAAUAAUGCGGAGAGAAGAAGCCGAAUCCGAAGUGGCUGCACUCAACCGUCGUAUCCAACUGUUGGAGGAGGACCUUGAAAGGUCAGAAGAGAGGUUGGCGACGGCCACAGCCAAGCUUGCCGAGGCUAGCCAGGCUGCCGAUGAGUCUGAACGAAUACGCAAGGCGUUGGAGAAUCGAACGAACAUGGAGGACGACCGCGUCGCCAUCCUAGAAGCACAGCUCGCCCAGGCGAAACUCAUAGCGGAAGAGUCCGACAAGAAAUACGAGGAGCAUUUCUCUACUACGAGAUUGACAAUCGCUUUGUACGUUCUUACUGAAGUGUGUCGUUGCAUGUCUUCUAACUCUUGCGUUGCCCUUCUCUUCCUAUAUGUCUCUUUGAAAUUUGUGUUGAAGUCGUAUAUUCUUGGCGACAGUGCCCGCAAGAUUCUGGAGAACAGGUCGUUGGCCGAUGAAGAGCGUAUGGACGCCUUGGAGAACCAGCUCAAAGAAGCCAGAUUCCUCGCUGAGGAAGCCGACAAGAAAUACGAUGAGGUCGCUCGUAAGCUGGCCAUGGUUGAGGCUGACUUGGAGCGUGCGGAGGAACGUGCUGAGGCUGGUGAAUCCAAAAUCGUCGAGCUUGAAGAGGAACUCCGCGUUGUCGGUAACAACCUGAAGUCCCUCGAGGUCUCUGAGGAAAAGGCCAACCAACGUGAGGAGGAGUACAAAAACCAAAUCAAAACCCUCACCACCCGCCUAAAGGAGGCUGAGGCUCGCGCUGAAUUUGCAGAGCGCUCUGUCCAAAAACUACAGAAGGAGGUCGACAGGCUUGAAGACGACCUGGUGGCCGAGCGCGAAAAGAGCAAACUCCUGCAGGAGGAAAUGGAGGCCACACUCCACGAUAUCCAGAACAUGUGA
Leptosia nina is the source of this 1020-nucleotide messenger RNA. The record is from the annotation of a GenBank genome assembly. Lineage: Eukaryota; Metazoa; Arthropoda; Insecta; Lepidoptera; Pieridae.